AUGAUUGGCUCACCGUCAUCAACGGUGACUAGCGUAGAAGCAUCAACGGCAUCAGGGGAACCACUCGAAUUGGUUGGCGAAUUCACCUGCCCGGUUACUAUCGGGAAAACUACGAAGGCAUCGGUCUGCUACAUCACAUCAGUUGAAGAUCUGAACGUCAUCGGACUGGACUGGUUGGACGCGUUUGACUUAUGGUCGAAGCCGCUUGCUGCCAACUGCAAACAGGUGAAUCUUUCCAAUUUUUCGCCUUCCUCUGAUCAGCACUUCCUUAAGCAAUAUCCUGAAGUUUUUCAGGAUGGUUUGGGCCACUGCAUGAAGACGAAAAUUUCACUGUCUCUGAAGCCGGAUGCCCAACCCGUUUUCCGACCAAAGCGACCGGUGCCUUUUCAUGCCAUCCAAAAGGUAGAAGAGGAGCUGGAUCUACUCGAGCGGUUGGACAUCAUCUCGCCGGUUGAUUUUUCGGACUGGGCAGCACCCAUCGUCGUUGUCAAGAAACCGGGGGGAAAAGUGCAUGUAUGUGCCGAUUACUCGACUGGGCUCAACGCAGCACUGGAGACCAACAACCAUCCUCUUCCUACCCCGGAGGAGAUCUUCAGCAAGCUAUCCGGCAGUCAAGUUUUCAGCAUAAUCGACCUGUCGGAUGCCUACCUUCAGGUGGAGGUCGAUGACGAAUUCAAGAAGCUGUUGACGAUUAACACCCACCGUGGGUUAUUCCGUUUCAACCGAUUGGCUCCAGGGGUCAAGUCAGCACCCGGUGCAUUCCAGCAGCUAAUGGCGAAAAUGGUUUCGGGUCUACGUGGUGUGGAAGUUUUCCUCGACGAUAUUCUGGUGCACAGCAAGACUCUCGGGGAUCAUAACCGAAUCAUCCACAUGCUUCUCAACCGUCUGCGUGACUAUGGUUUACGCGUGGAGAAGUGCCGAUUCCACCAGGAUCAAAUCAAGUACCUUGGACAUAUCGUUUCUGCUAAAGGUAUCCAACCCGAUCCAGCCAAGAUUGCAGCCAUUUCGGAAAUGCCCACACCAACCGACGUUCCCACCUUGCGCUGGGUGCAGUCAACUUUUACGGCAAAUUCGUCCGCGAGAUGCACCAACUACGCCAUCCGUUAG
This is a messenger RNA of Toxorhynchites rutilus septentrionalis, 1107 nucleotides long. RefSeq lists its product as uncharacterized. The transcript has a single exon. The record is from RefSeq and is a predicted model, not a curated record. NCBI's taxonomy places the organism in Eukaryota, Metazoa, Arthropoda, Insecta, Diptera, Culicidae. The coding region runs from base 1 to 1107 and encodes 368 amino acids.